This is a messenger RNA of Ooceraea biroi (clonal raider ant), 3056 nucleotides long. It is a transcript of the gene Lac, whose product is annotated as septate junction protein lachesin. Gene Ontology annotation, cellular component: neuron projection. The record is from RefSeq and is a predicted model, not a curated record. Lineage: Eukaryota; Metazoa; Arthropoda; Insecta; Hymenoptera; Formicidae.
GAAGAGAUUUCAACUUGCGUUUGACUAGAGAUACAGGCAUCACGUGCGCCAUAUUUAUUAACCACCUGCGCGCUCGCGACAGUCUACAAAACAAAACGCCGCGUAGCGUCGCUCGCGAGACGCGGAUGCAUCGGACGCGUGCGCAGUAAAGGGUUAACAGCCGCGCUGCGGAAAGAAGCUAAACAAUUGCUCGGGUGCGUCGAGUACCGUACUGGGUGUGUCACGAUGUGUGCUAUCACUUUAGCUUUGAUAUGCGCGUUUUUGGAAGCAGUCGCCGCUCAGCGUACCCCAACGAUAUCCUACAUAUCGCAGGAGCAGAUUAAGGAUAUCGGCGAGACGGUGGAGUUACAAUGCUCCGUGCAGUAUGCGCAGGAGUAUCCGAUCUUGUGGAUAAAGGUUAACAAGGAGAACGUUCACGAGCAAGUAGCGCUCUCCACGGGCACUGCACUCAUAAUCAGGGACAGCAGAUUCUCCCUGCGAUAUGAUACAGCGACCACCACGUACAUCUUACAAGUUAAAGAUAUACAAGAGACGGAUGCUGGAUUCUAUCAAUGUAGGCUACAAAUAUCGGUGAACAAUCUUAUAAGUGCAGAAGUAGAAUUGCAAGUUCGCAGACCACCAAUAAUCAGCGACAACUCGACUCAAUCUCUAGUGGUCAGUGAAGGACAAUCGGUCCAACUGGAAUGUUAUGCUAGUGGCUUUCCACUGCCAAGGAUAUCAUGGCGCAGAGAAAACAAUGCCAUUUUGCCAACAGGAGGAUCCACUUACCGUGGCAACAUGUUAAAAAUAUCCACCAUACGAAAGGAGGAUCGUGGAACGUACUACUGUGUUGCUGAGAAUGGCGUUGGACAUGGUACUAGACGCAACAUUAACGUAGAGGUCGAAUUCGCGCCGGUGAUCACAGCACCAAGGCCGCGGCUCGGGCAGGCUUUACAGUAUGACAUGGAUCUGGAGUGUCAUGUGGAAGCGUACCCUCCACCGGCCAUUGUCUGGCUCAAAGACGAAGUUCAAUUGUCAAACAAUCAGCACUACAGUAUAUCGCAUUUCGCAACCGCCGAUGAAUACACUGACACGACAAUUCGAGUUAUCACCAUAGAGAAACGACAGUACGGACAAUACGUGUGCCGUGCGGCCAAUAAACUGGGCACCGCUGAAACCAAGCUCGAGCUCUUCGAAACUAUUAUCCCCGUUUGCCCGCCAGCUUGUGGCCAAGCUCAUUACGGAACUGGCGUAGUUCCAGUUUCUUCGGGACCCUUGGUAGCUCUAGUUUUAUUAAUUGCAAUGACAACAAGAAUUUUCUACACCAAAUAUUAACUAUCCGGGCCUCCAAUGGGCAUCAGCGAGUCGAUGUGAUCACCUGAAAUGGCUCUACGCAACCGUCAGCCUUAUUAUCGUUGCGAUAACGCUGUAAAACCAAAAGCGAAGUUCUAAGAGAGUCUCACGAUUAACCAUUUAAUAAUUGACUCUUUAUAUUUGCAUCACGCAAUUAUUUUUAUAUUUUUUAAUUUUAUUAUUUACUAAAAACGGGACACGUCUUAUCACAUCGAUACCGUAUAAUGUGUGUAUCGUGACAUGUGCCAACAUGGUGCAAUUACCUAAUUUAGAAUUAUUAAUUAUUGGAUUAUAUUUAUGAGUUCUCCAAAUUUUAUUAUAAAUUUUUCCAAAUUUAUGAUAUCUUGACGAUAUCUUUACGAAUUUUAUUCCUUUUUUUUUAUCAAUUCUUACAUGUAUAUAUAGAUAUGCUGUAUAAUUUGUAUUGGAAUCUCUAUAUCGAUCUGUUGUAUACGUUUUCCUACGAAUAUUUAUGACGUGUUUCUCUUCAUAAUAAUAAUAAUAAUAAUAGUAAUAAUAAGUAUGCAUGCUGCUCGAUUUUUACAAUUUCAAUGUUAGGCAACGAAAUUUUAAGUUUACUCGCGUAAACUCCUGCAGAACGAGAUAUCUCUUAACAACUGUUAAGUUGAAUGAUAUUAAACGUUUCUUAACUUAAUUAUUAAAAUGAUGUGAAACGCAGAAUGUAACUUGAUAGAAUAUUCUAGGGAAAACGAUUCUAGGCACAACGAUAUUAACAUGUGAUUCUUAUCCACCUGCCAAACUGAUAUUCUUAUUGAUAUUCUGAUUAUUGCGAGAUACGACGACUCGAAUACACUUACGAAUGUAGGUAACUAACAUACAAUUGUGUGAACAACGUAUAAAUACAUUCCAAUACAUUCGCACGAUAAUGUGGAAGUUUUGUUUUUUGGCACGUGGAUAAUGUGACGAAGACUUCGGCCUCGUACAAUCGACAGACAGAGGGGGAGCAAAGAAUAACGAAACAUAUUUGCGAUAUCAAUUACGAUUACGAUCUUACGGAUAGUUUAUAGUAGUUGCAAGUCGACAAUACGGAUAAAAAUUGUAUAAGAAAAUUUGACGCGGAAUUAUCUGACCCUGUUAACAUUCGGGAUGUCAUGAACAAAGAAAACAAUGUUGAUGUUAGUGCCUUGUUCGUGAUACAAAUUGUAAUUCAUGAUAUUAGAAGUGAAAUUAUAAAUGUGUAUAAUGUUUAGGGGGCAGUACGUACAUAACGUAAAUAGGAUUACAUUUUGUGUGUUUCUAGCGUGUAUUCUUACUUAUCGCUUUUUUUUUAGGGGUCUCUUAAUUCCCUUCUUUUUUUUAACAAAACAAUCAUAUCAAUUAUUAUUAUCAUUAAUUAUAUCCCGAUAAGGGAAUAGAAAAUUAGAAUUUCAAUGGAAAGAUCUGAGAUUUUAUAUACUUUUUACAUGAUUUACAAUUUUAUACUCGCACGCGAAUGUUGUAAUUUGUAUUUUAAUCUGCUAUGAUAUACUGUAAUAUCUCUUAUAAUAGCUAUUUAUACACGUAUUUAUAUACACGUGAGAUAUAAUUAUCUACUGUAAAGUGUACUCUGAUUAUAAUAUCAGUGGUAAAGAUAGAGUUUUAUAAAGGUAUAUGUAGUCCCCUCGUUUAUAUCACACUUACAUUUUAUUACUUGAAAUUUUUGUGCGUGUUUACAUACUCAGCCAAAUUUGUAUGGAGAAUAAGUAAUAAACUUUUAUAAAAAG